Molecule: messenger RNA, 2405 nt
Organism: Sycon ciliatum
Lineage: Eukaryota; Metazoa; Porifera; Calcarea; Leucosolenida; Sycettidae
Product: myo-inositol 2-dehydrogenase-like
Exons: 4
Coding region: 184-1218 (344 amino acids)
Biological process (GO): NADPH regeneration
Cellular component (GO): cytoplasm
Molecular function (GO): nucleotide binding; oxidoreductase activity
Source: RefSeq, a predicted model, not a curated record
UUGUGUUUUGAGUUCCAGCGCUCCCCUGUUGCUCUACAUUCUUUGUAGACCUACAUGGUGUGCAGAAUUUUAUUUGAUUUUGUUCUUUCUCGUCUGUGGCCUACCGCCUGUGAUUCUUGUUUCCAUCGGUCCUCGUCCAUUUGUCAUCUCGCUGGAAGCUGUUGUCGCUUGGCUUGAUCAAAAAUGGCGAAACAGAAUAAUUCCUUUGGCGUUGCGCUGUUUGGGGUUGGACGAGCGGGUACAAUUCAUUUUGGAAACAUCAUUCAACGUCCACGCCUGCAAGUUCUAUAUCUUGUUGAUAUCUUCCCUAAGAACUGUGAGCAGCUACUGGAAAAGAACUAUGUCCCACCAGGUAGAACGCAAGUUUGCUCUUACGAGAAUUCUCAAAAAGUGUUCGACGAUGAAAAUGUAUCAUUCGUGAUAGUAACCACUCCAACAGACCAACAUGAAGAGAUCGUCAGACGUGCUCUAGAUGCUGGCAAAGCAGUAUUCUGUGAGAAGCCCAUAGCCGUGGACCACACUCGCGCGGACCAGCUCUUUGCAUUGUCAGAGGAACGGAAGGUACCUCUGUAUUGUGCCUUCCAGCGGCGCUUCGACCCAAGCAUGGCAAGAAUUCAUGAUGAAGUCAUACAAGGUGAGCACGGCAAGGUUCACAUGAUCACAACAUUCAGCCGUGACUCUCCGCUGCCCUCUAUGCAGUAUUUGAAAAUCAGUGGCGGCAUCUUUCAUGACUGUGCUGUACAUGAUAUUGAUAUGGUUUGUUGGAUUGCCAACGAGAAGCCAGACUCUGUGUUUGUGCGCGGCACUGCUCGCCACCCGGAGAUCAAAGCCAUGGGCGAUGUGGACACAGUUGCUAUCACGCUGACGUUCCCGUCCGGAGUGCUGGCGACCAUUCACCUAUCUCGUCAUGCCACCUAUCAUUAUGACCAGCGUCUUGAAGUGCAUUGUGAUAAGGGCAUGCUGCAGUGUGGAAACGAAGCAGCCGAUAUUGUACAAACAUUUGGCAGCAAUUCAGUGCAGGGUGCUCUUCCUCACUUCUCCUUCCCGCAGCGCUAUCGUGUAGCGUACGCCGCGGAGCUCGAUCACUUCGUACAGGUGCUCAGCGGUGAGUGCGAUCGUCUGCUAGUCACUCGUGACGAAGUGAACUUGGUGUCCGCAAUAGCCACGGCUUGUGAAGAGUCCCUGCGUACUCAACAACCUGUGCAGUUUUCACUGUGAGCACACAUGAUGCAACCCCAUCCUAGCCACAGAAUUAUUAUUUUAACAAUUUUCCAAGAGACUACUGCUGCUACUGGUGUGGAGCAACACAGGAUUAAAUCAUCUGCUCAGUCAACUACUGCUGCGCAUCGUAGAUAGUCUGUUUAUCUGCUUUUGAAAUAAGCAAGUCGGCCAGCUCUCUUCGUAUCUAGUCCGUACAGCCUUUCCUUAGACAUGGGGUAGUUGCUGCACCCCUCGCCCUGCAAGAAUCACCUGGAGAAGAGGAGAUCCGUACACUGCACACGGCUACCGUGUGUAUUCGUAAACUGUCGCUAACAGCGCCAUCCUGACUGUGUCGCAGGCAGAAGUGCAGAGGUGGUCGUCACAACAUUUGCCGCUUUUGAAAAUGUCAUGAUUGUUGUAAAACAAAGUUCUGAAGUAUCACAUCACUUGUGCACCAACUCUCUUUUUCACACGCAACGAGAAGUCAUCAUGGCAUUGUCCCUAUGCUCCAUUUUUUAACUUGAACCAGAGAUCCCUAUUUGAAAUACAGUCAGACCUCGCUUAUCCGGAUCCCUCGCCAUCCGGAAGAAAAUAGCUGGUUACAUAUUUACAGCAUACUUGAUGCAUCCGACAUAAACGGUGUUUGGUUAUCCGGUUCCCUUGCCUAUCCGGAUAUUUUUGUGGAAAACAGAUGUGUGCGGUUAUGCGAGGUCUGACUGUACCUCGAUUGGGAGUCCCCUAUGGAUCGCCUCAUGUACAUUUCUUUUUCUUUCUUUUUUUUUAAAUUGAAAACUACCUUUGGAGACAAUGGUAUGAUCACAGUGUUUGAAGUCCCCUAUGGAUCGCCUCAUGUACAUUUCUUUUUCUUUCUUUAAAAAAAAAUUGAAAACUACCUUUGGAGACAAUGGUAUGAUCACAGUGUUUGAUUUUUUUCUGGUUUGUUUCAGUCUCAUGUCAGUUUUAGUUUUUAGUUGGGAGGAGGUCUAGACGCGAACGAUAUUGGAAUUCACAAAAUCGAAAUAUUGUACUCACUGACCUCGCCGGAUCAAGUCGUAUAAAAUGUUUUAGCCCUUCUUUUUUCAUGUGCAUAUAUGUAUAGCAAUUCGCAAUUUGUAGCCUGUUUUGUUUUUCAGCGCCUGACUGCAUCUGCAUGCCAAGUAUGACCAUAUCACCGGACCUGCAAAGGGAAUAUUAGAAAGAUGGUA